GGUACCUUGACAACUCCGCGCUGCAACACACGACACCCUCGACACGCCGCAAUCAUGGUCGGACAGGACAUGCCGCCCACGGGCGGCUACGAGCCCGUACAAUACCGCCGAAACCUGCCAGUUCGUGGCUUCAGACCCGCCUAUCUCCUCGUUGGAGUCGCUGGUAUCAUGACUUAUGGCUUUUGGAGACUGGGGCAGGGAAUCAGGGAGCAAAACGAACUUGCACGAGAGAAGAUGUGGUCGCGCAUUCACCUUAUUCCACUAUUACAAGCCGAGGAGGACCGAGAUGUGGUGCGAAGAGAUCUAGCGCAGAAGGCAAUGGAGAAGGAGCUGCUGGGCAAGGAGGUGCCUGUAUACAAUAAGGAUCGAUUCGUGCGGCCGACAUACGCGGUCACUCCUUCAAAUGUGACAAAGUAGGGCCAUUACAGAGAUCCACUGCACAGAGGAGUGCCAUGUAUAUACUGGAAGGAGUCAUGGAGCCAGGACAGCCGGAAUCGGCUCCGGCGUGCAUCCACUGCUAUGAAUUCUACUUUUGUUGACAUAUUAGUCCGAGCAGCCCUGAUUUGGGCGGGCUGGGCGCAAUUCCCGAUGCAGCAGAGCUGACACAGAUACAGCAACGCUAGUACACAGGAUCGAUGGGCAGACUGUGCCGAUAGGCACUUGGCGAAGCUGAAUGGAAUGUCUUGAAGAUCAAGCUGGACCUGCAAAGGUUUGGUGAGGCGCAUGUCAGAGAAACUCUGGCAGACUUGGAGAAUGAGAAGGGCGCUGUGUAUGUACGAGUGUGCGAGGUAAGAUAUGGCCAAGUGUGGCGGGUCCACCACAAAUCCCGGUUCAACGACUGUUUGCCAGAACAAUCGCUAGGGAGCAUACCAAAUAGACCCUUCCUGACUCACGAGGCUGACUGAGGCCCGGAACUUGCGAGGGACUACGGGGGAAAGGCAUCUCUUUCUCCAAAAGACCAGGAGGCUCCCUGCUUCUCAACUCAGCGAAGAAGCAAAACAGCGCCGCAAAGACCUGUUUGAGACGCGACUAUACGCAGAGCUUCUGUUGAUGAUUCGCGAUGCCCCAGGCACGAAUGGAUGCUUCUGUCUGAACUGUGUUUACCCCCUGCAAGUCCAGUUUCCGCAAUCAACCUUGACUGUACAAUCGCAAACGCCUUCCUCGUCAGAGUCAUAUAUAGCGCUGCUCGGCGCCUCUUGCAACAUCGCACGAAC
Cercospora beticola is the source of this 1214-nucleotide messenger RNA. RefSeq lists its product as uncharacterized. The record is from RefSeq and is a predicted model, not a curated record. Lineage: Eukaryota; Fungi; Ascomycota; Dothideomycetes; Mycosphaerellales; Mycosphaerellaceae.